AUGACGUCAUUGUUGGGGAAUGUUAAAGAUGGCGCCGGGCGGUCAGAGGAAUGUUGCUGCAGCAACAAGCUGAAGGGAUUUAAUUAAUCUUCCACUCGGCGGAAAACUUCUCUUUCUUCUACGGACUAAAUCCUGGAGGUUCCGGAGCCGAACAUGAGCCCAUAGACCCGCUCGGACCCCGGUAACCCUGCGGUUCCUCCCGGUAAAAUGGUAGCCGGAUCCUCGGAGAACAACAGAAGCUGCUGCGGAGUUCGGCCCACCGAGCCGGAGGAUUUAACGGCCGGGGCCGAGGCUUCAGCGGCGGACUGAGGAGGCAUGGAGACGAAGGAGAGCGGAGGUUCGGUUCCUGUGGAUCUAAACGAAAACGAGGAGGAUUCUUUGGGUUCGGGUCCCAGGACGCUGAAGGAGCGGAGCCUGAUGCUGCUGGCCGCUGUCAGCGGUGGGCAGGCGGGGGCCAGGACCCGGACUCAGGUCGAUCUGAACAGAAGGAACGGAACCAAAGACCCGGAGAUCAUGCUGGUCUCUCCUGAGGACCGGUACCUCUCCGGACCGGAGGGUCCUGGCGGUCUGAACGGGUUUCCUGAGCCGCCUGUGGAAGAAGGAGGACCAGCAGCAGCAUCCUGUCCAGCUGGGCUCCAGGAUCCGGGGGAAGGAGACUCCCAGGACUGCGGGACCCCUCCCCACCAUCAGCUCUCCUGUCCGGAGAGGCUGCAGGUGAACUGGUCCCGGACCUCAGCAGGUCACCCGGAUCCGGGUGUGAACAUGUCCAACGGGGUGACAGUCAGCCCGGAUCCUUGGUCCGUCCACCUCCUGGGUCAGAGACUGGCUCAGUGUGACGUGGAUUGUGACACAGGGAAAGUUGCCAAUGGUGGUUUGCAUACUUUGAGCUCUGGCUGUGAGUGGCCCGGUUCAGACUGUUACCCCAGGAACACGGAGUCUGGGUCUCUGAGCUGGGGUUACUGUCUCCCUCAGUACCAGAGAUCUGAUCCAACAUCAGCGACUGACCCCAUCUGGGAUACUUCCAGUCCAGAACCAAGGUCCAGAACCCCCUCGCCCUGCUCCUCCAGUCCCCUGUCUGAGCUCAACACCCAGCCGGAGGAUGAGGAGGGUCUGGGUGACCCCUGUGUCCCCGUCAGGCCUCAGAGUCUGAGGACUAACCCCAACGCCACCGUGUCCCUGAGCUGCGAUGCCACCCCGCUGUCCCCUGAUGGGGAUGGGGGGUUCUACUUGGAUCCUGAGGCGGGUGUUCUGGAAGCAGGUCGGAGGCAGAGCGCCCCGGAUAAACUGAGCGAGGAGACCGAGGGUUCGGAGCUCAAAGUGUUGCCCAAAAGGUUCGGGAUUGCAGAUUUCUUCACCAGGAGCCUGUUUUCUAGGAAACCCAAAGAGUCCCGGACAGUUUCCCACAAUGCACCAGGAUGGAGACUGUUUGGAAAGGCGGAAAGCAGAGAGGAGGAUCAGAGACGAGAGGCGGCCCCCAGCGUGGCCCCUCAGCAGGAGGAAGAGGAGGACGGGACGGACUCAUCCUCGUGUCCCCAGCGCCCCCCCGCUGCAGGACGGAGGAAGAACCUGGAGUUUGAGCCUCUGUCCACCACAGCUCUGAUCCUGGAGGACAGGCCGUCGAACCUGCCGGCGAAGUCAGUGGAGGAAACUCAGCGACACAAGCUGGAGUACGAGGAGAUGGUGGCAGGAGCCAAGAGGAGAGAAAUGAAGGAAGCCCAGAAGAAGAAGCGUCAGAUGAAGGAGAGACACCGACAGGAGGACAGCAUCUCCAGCGCCAUGGUGAUCUGGAACCAGGAGAUCCUCCCUCACUGGGACAGCGUAAAGGCGACGCGGCGCGUCCGUGAGCUCUGGUGGCAGGGCCUUCCUCCUGGAGUCCGAGGAAGAGUGUGGAGCCUGGCCAUCGGGAACGAGCUCAACAUCACCCCAGAGCUGUAUGAGAUCUUCCUGUCCAGAGCCAAAGAGAAGUGGAGGAGCUACAGCGAGACCAGCUCGGUCAACGACAACGAGAGCGAUGGAGGAGCUUCGCUGGCCGACAGGGAGUCCAGUCUGGACCUCAUCAAGCUGGACAUCUCCAGAACCUUCCCAUCUCUCUUCAUCUUCCAGAAGGGCGGUCCGUACCACGACCUGCUACACAGCGUUCUGGGAGCGUACACCUGCUACAGACCCGACAUCGGAUACGUCCAGGGGAUGUCGUUCAUCGCGGCCGUGCUGAUCCUCAACCUGGAGGAGGCCGAGGCCUUCAUCACAUUCGCCAACCUGCUCAACAAACCCUGUCAGAUGGCCUUCUUCAGAGUGGACCACGACCUGAUGUUAAAGUAUUUCACAGCCUUUGAGAUGUUCUUCGAGGAAAAUCUGCCUCGUCUCUUCAGCCACUUCCAGACAAACAGCCUGACCCCUGACCUCUACCUGAUCGACUGGAUCUUCACCCUGUACAGCAAGUCGCUCCCGCUGGACGUGGCGUGCCGAGUUUGGGACGUCUUCUGCAGAGACGGAGAGGAGACUCUGUUCCGGACCGGGCUGGGGAUCCUGCGGCUCUACGAGGACGUCCUGAUGCAGAUGGACUUCAUCCACAUCGCCCAGUUCCUGACGCGCCUGCCGGACGACCUGCAGCCGCAGAUGCUCUUCACCGCCAUGGCCAACACGCACAUGAUCAGCAGGAACCGCCGCUGGGCUCAGGUGUUUUCUGCUGUGAUGAAGGACGGGAACGUGAAAGAGGCGGAGAAGUCCAGCAGCAGCCCGGCUCUGAGAAGCUAACACUACUGCUACCCAGACGGAGGCUCGGCGUAGAUCUGAACGCAGAGACCAGAGAUACAGGAGCCGAUCACUGAGGCGGUCGGUUCAUCCUGAUAACGUCAGUAUUUCCCUGCAGAGAUAUUAAAGAUUUCAGCUUCAUGGUUAAUCCCUCUCUGCUGGCUGGAAGGACGGCUCCUCCC
This is a messenger RNA of Cyprinodon tularosa, 2933 nucleotides long. RefSeq names its product TBC1 domain family member 12-like. Lineage: Eukaryota; Metazoa; Chordata; Actinopteri; Cyprinodontiformes; Cyprinodontidae. The transcript is spliced from 13 exons. Bases 316 to 2754 code for a protein of 812 amino acids. The record is from RefSeq and is a predicted model, not a curated record.